AUGGCCUCAAGUCUUGAUCAAACCUCAGUUUUUCACCCGCAAACACACGAUGGGCUCCAGUUCUGGCAGUUCAUGGUUGCAGGCUCGAUAGCCGGCUCGAUCGAGCACAUGGCUAUGUUCCCUGUCGACACCCUCAAAACCCGAAUGCAGGCCAUUAGUUCUUCUCCCAAAACCCCAUUGCUGAACCUCAGGCAGUCCCUCAGCUCCAUAAUGAAACUCCAAGGGCUGUCAGGAUUGUACCGCGGCAUCACAGCAAUGGGCCUCGGUGCUGGCCCGUCCCAUGCGAUCUACUUCUCAGUGUACGAAUCCUCCAAGAAAUUCUUAUCGUCCUCCGGAAUCCCGAAUAAUAGUGCUGUGGCCCACGCGGCUUCGGGUGUGUUUGCUACGGUCUCGAGCGAUGCUUUUUUGACUCCGAUGGAUGUGGUUAAGCAGAGGCUGCAGUUGGAAGGAAGCCCGUAUAAAGGAGUGGGUGAUUGCUUGAGGAGGGUAUUUACAGAAGAAGGAAUUAACGGGUUUUACGCGAGCUAUAGGACGACGGUUUUGAUGAAUGCGCCUUUUACGGCCGUGCAUUUUGCGACUUACGAGGCGGCCAAGAGAGGGCUGAGCAGCAGCAGCUCGGUCUCGCCGGAGAGUGGCGGUGAUGAUGAGGAGACUUUGUUGGUUCACGUGACAGCUGGCGCGGCAGCUGGUGGGCUGGCGGCGGCUGUGACGACUCCACUUGAUGUUGUCAAGACUCAACUGCAGUGUCAGAUGACUAACGAAAGAAACUCGUGGUUUCGUUCGAUUAUGCAGGGUGUUUGCGGAUGUGAUCGUUUUUCAAGUAGCUCGAUUAUGGAUAUGAUACGGACGAUCAAGAAAAAGGAUGGGUACGGUGGACUCAUGCGUGGAUGGAUUCCUCGAAUGUUGUUUCAUGCUCCAGCUGCUGCUAUCUGCUGGUCUACCUAUGAAGGAGUCAAGAGUUUUUUCCAGGCUAGGACUUGA
Molecule: messenger RNA, 981 nt
Organism: Striga hermonthica
Lineage: Eukaryota; Viridiplantae; Streptophyta; Magnoliopsida; Lamiales; Orobanchaceae
Source: the annotation of a GenBank genome assembly